This is a messenger RNA of Trypanosoma conorhini, 327 nucleotides long. RefSeq names its product ribosomal protein L21E (60S). The coding region runs from base 1 to 327 and encodes 108 amino acids. Lineage: Eukaryota; Euglenozoa; Kinetoplastea; Trypanosomatida; Trypanosomatidae. Gene Ontology annotation, biological process: translation. The transcript has a single exon. Gene Ontology annotation, cellular component: cytosolic large ribosomal subunit; ribosome. The record is from RefSeq and is a predicted model, not a curated record. Gene Ontology annotation, molecular function: structural constituent of ribosome.
AUGCCGCACAAGUACUACCACGGCCGCACGGGCAUCGUCUGGAACGUCACCCCGCGCGGCGUCGGCGUGAUUGUGAACAAGCCGGUCCGCAACCGCACGAUCCGCAAGCGCAUCUGCGUGCGCUUCGAGCACGUGCGCAAGUCGCGCUGCCAGGAGGCCUUCAAGCAGAAGCAGAAGGACUUUGCGGCCUUCCAGGCGGCGAAGAAGGCCGGUAAGCCGCUGCCUGCCCCGAAGAAGAGCCUCCGCAACGGCGGCAUCGUUCGCCCGAAGAAGGUGGAGGUGCUCGCCCGCCGCACCGCCGACUACGAGGCCAUGAUCCCCUACUAA